AUGAAGUUGUGGGGGAGCUCAGUGUGGCCUUUGCAAGUGGCCCUCCUUUUCGCCGUGGUGAUGUUCUGCGGUUGCCCUGUGUCCGCUGGCAGCCGUAACCAUCGGGGACAGACAGCCUUCUACCAGGUGAAGCAGGGGACGUGUGAGGUGGUGGCCAUCCACCGCUGUUGUAAUAAGAACAAGAUUGAGGAGCGUUCUCAGACCGUCAAGUGCUCCUGUUUCCCAGGCCAGGUCGCUGGCACAACCAGAACCAGGCCCUCCUGUGUGGAAGCCUCCAUCGUGAUUCAGAAGUGGUGGUGUCAGAUGAACCCCUGCAUGGAGGGAGAGGAGUGUAAGGUGCUCCCUGACCUCACCGGCUGGUCCUGCAGUACUGGGAACAAAGUCAAAACCACCAAGGUGAGAAGACUGGGUCACACGAUAGCAAGAGAAUCGCUGAGCAGUGACAUCACCAAGUCUCUCAACUGUUAA
Molecule: messenger RNA, 468 nt
Organism: Salvelinus namaycush (lake trout)
Lineage: Eukaryota; Metazoa; Chordata; Actinopteri; Salmoniformes; Salmonidae
Product: chemokine-like protein TAFA-4
Exons: 4
Coding region: 1-468 (155 amino acids)
Molecular function (GO): receptor ligand activity
Source: RefSeq, a predicted model, not a curated record